CACGAGUACCAGCGCGGCCGACGGCGGUGGCGGUGGCGGCGGCGGCGACGACAUGGCUUCGGAGCUGGACGUGCGCGCCCGGCUGCAGCGCGCCGGCCAGGAGCACCUCCUGCGCUUCUGCGCCGAGCUGGCGCCGGGGCCGCGUGCCGCGCUGCUGGCCCAAUUGGAGCCCCUGCAGCCCGAGGCGCUGCGCGAGCACUGCCGGCGCGCGGCCGCCGCCUGCGCGCGGCCCCCGGCCCCCGCGCCUGACCUGGCCGCGCGCCUGCGGCCCCUGCCUCCCGAGCGCGUGGGCAGCGCGAGCGGGGUCUCCCCCCAGACGCGGCGGCUCUGGGAGGAGGAAGGUUUCCACCAGAUCGCCCUGAACAAGGUGGCCGUGCUGCUGCUGGCUGGUGGGCAGGGCACUCGCCUGGGCGUGACCUACCCCAAGGGCAUGUAUCAGGUGGGGCUGCCCAGCCAGAAGACCCUGUAUCAGCUGCAGGCAGAACGGAUUCGGCGGGUGGAGCAGCUGGCUGGCGAGCGCUAUGGGACCCGCUGCACCGUGCCCUGGUACAUCAUGACCAGUGAAUUCACGCUGGGGCCCACAGCCAAGUUCUUCAAGGAGCAUGAUUUCUUUCACUUGGACCCCAACAACGUGGUCAUGUUUGAACAGCGCAUGCUGCCUGCUGUGACCUUCGAUGGCAGGGCCAUCCUGGAGCGGAAAGACAAGGUUGCCAUGGCGCCAGAUGGCAACGGGGGCCUGUACUGCGCGCUGGCGGACCACCAGGUCUUAGAGGACAUGGAGCGGCGCGGAGUAGAGUUUGUGCACGUGUACUGUGUGGACAACAUCCUGGUGCGACUGGCCGACCCGGUCUUCAUCGGAUUCUGCGUACUGCGGGGUGCCGACUGUGGAGCCAAGGUGGUGGAAAAGGCGUCCCCCGAGGAGCCGGUGGGCGUGGUGUGCCAAGUAGACGGCGUCCCACAGGUGGUGGAGUACAGCGAGAUCAGCCCCGAGACGGCCCGGCUGCGUGCGCCCGGAGGGGGCCUGCUCUACAACGCGGGCAACAUUUGCAACCACUUUUUCACGCGAGAGUUCCUCCAGAUGGUCACCAGGGAGUUCGAGCCCUUGCUGAAGCCACACGUGGCUGUGAAGAAGGUUCCCUACGUGGACGAGGAGGGGAAUCCAGUAAAGCCGCUCCAGCCCAACGGGAUAAAGAUGGAGAAGUUCGUGUUUGAUGUGCUCCCGUUUGCCAAGAACUUCGUGGCCUUCCAAGUGCUGCGGGGGGAGGAGUUCGCCCCUCUAAAGAACGCUGACUCGGCUGAGAGAGACAACCCCUCCACGGCGCGGCGGGCCCUGCUCGCUCAGCACCACCGGUGGGCCCUGCAGGCGGGAGCCCACUUCCUGGACGCACACGGGGCCCGGCUCCCCGAGCAACCCAGCCCACCCGGCAGUGGAGAGCCUCCGGCCGUCUGCGAGAUCUCGCCCUUGGUGUCAUACUCCGGAGAGGCUGCCUUGGCAUCUCACCUGGAGCCCAGGGGCUGGAUACCUGGUCAUCGUGACCUGCUUGUUUCCAGGGACUGGAGGUGUACCUGCAAGGCCGGGAGUUCGGGUCCCCGCUCAUCCUGGACGUGGACACGGCCAGGACACUGCAGGCCUGACUCCCUCCUAGACCUGCCAGCCCCGGGGUCCCCAAGGCUGAGGACGCAGCCCCGGCCUGGGCUCCAAGGAGGAAAGCAGGCUGCUCUGAGUUUCUGGCUGCAGAACGUGGGCCACAGAACUGAACCUGGGGGCCGCAGCCCAGCCCCCUUCCGCGCCCGGCUGAGACCGACAGCAGGUCGGGGUGGCUCUCCGGAAGCUUGGCCUGCACGCCUGGCACUGAGUUCUCUGGAGUUCCGCCCGAGGCCUCAGCCCCCAGGAACCAGUGGGACCGAUGCCGAUGCUGGAGGCUCCCGUGGUGGUCGAUUAGUCUGGAGUUUAACCAGGAGGGGAGCGCCGUCCCCGCCCAGCCUGCCGGUAGCUUCUGACAGAUCCCGGGGCUCACGCUCCGCCCCUGCUCUCUGGGGAGGGGUGGGGGGCGCAGCCUCCGUAUUCGGGGCCACGGCCCCCUUGCUGCACCCCCGCAGCCUGGCCGAGGCAGGGAGAAACCAGCUGGCUCUGGUCUCUUGCCCCUGGCGUGGCUGCUCGGGGUCCCAGUGCCCACUUUCCCGUCUGGAGAGCAGCACAGCGGCACCUGCCUCUUCCUGCUGAUGUGAAGAGCAUCAUGAAGUGCAGCCCGCUGCUCAGCCGCGGCCGCCUGCCCCCUUGCCGCUCCGCAGUCCGUGCGCAGCCAUGCUCUCCCCCGGGAAGGCUGCUGUCCGGCGGUGGGUCCAGAGGCGGUGAUCCCUCCAGAGACUUGGAGUGGACGGUGGCUGCGUCCACGCCUCCCGACCUGGGUGUGAUGGCGGGGUCAGGGCCACGCCCAAGGCCCACAGGACGACUCUGCAUCCAUCCAGGCACUGCCACGCUUUUCAAGCCUCAGAAUCGAACCUUGUGCCUUAGUUUCCUUCUCCCCGCUGCUCCACAGGCAAGCAGAGGGCCUGGGGCAGAGGAGGGUCACCAAGGGGGAGGCCGAGGUUGAGGCUCCCGCCACGGCCCAGGGGCUCCUCACUGCCACACCAGGACACCCAGCAACCUUUUUUCUACACAAGUAGAGUUAGUUGGGUAAACUGUUGAAGCAGCUCGCUUUCGAAAAACCUUUUUAUUUUCACAUGAAGUUUCACACAUAGCACAGAGGGGUCCGGGGUACCCUGCACCAAGUUUCCUGCAAUGUUUGCAUCUUCCGUGAUGCUAGGACACUGUGACCAGGAGACCCUGCUUGUGCUGAGUCCUUUCUCACACAAAAAGGCUCCCUGUGCCCGCUUUGCACUCAGGGGCAGCCCGGUCGGUGGGUCCGUUCGCCACAGGGGCCUCCCUCCUGCUCCCUUGAGGGCCACACGCCCCCACCAUCUCUAACCCAGACGGCCACUGGUGAAGCAAUUGAGUUGAAAGACGGCAGACCCUCGAUUUUCCACAGAAUGUGGGGAUUUCCAAUAAACACGAGGUGCUGUGAUGCA
This is a messenger RNA of Eubalaena glacialis (North Atlantic right whale), 3069 nucleotides long. It is a transcript of the gene UAP1L1, whose product is annotated as UDP-N-acetylglucosamine pyrophosphorylase 1 like 1. Gene Ontology annotation, biological process: UDP-N-acetylglucosamine biosynthetic process. Gene Ontology annotation, molecular function: UDP-N-acetylglucosamine diphosphorylase activity. The record is from RefSeq and is a predicted model, not a curated record. The coding region runs from base 53 to 2224 and encodes 723 amino acids. Lineage: Eukaryota; Metazoa; Chordata; Mammalia; Artiodactyla; Balaenidae. The transcript is spliced from 10 exons.